ACGUUAGCUCGCUGGCCAGGUCUUGACAGUUAGCGUUCCUUAGCUAGCAGCUGUAUGCUAAUAUUAGUCAACGGAACCAAAUGCUGUUAUGGAUAAUAGGUGGGGAAACCGCCCCCGGUAUGCUAGACUAGCAUUAACUGAUGUCGGCAUUUACCGGGGCUCGAAGGAAGCGCGUGCAGAGGUGUAGACAGUUUGCACCAGCUGCUUAAGAAUCAGAACAUAUUGGGGCAGACUGACCACAUCAAACCGGAUGAAACUAGGUCAGACUGAAUCAAACCAGACUGAGACCAGAUCAGAACGGAGCAGACCAGACUGAUCCAGACGAUACCCGGCCUGUCCAGGAGGCCUGUUACAGUUUCCUAUCCAGUUGAGGGCUCAAGAGUGGAUGGAAGGAGAUGAUUUUAACACAGAGGCUGUGAUGAACAUCUGUGAUGACCUGAUGGCAGACCAAAGGAUGGACAUCUCGUCAACAAUGACUGACUUCAUGUCCCCCAGCUCCACUGACCUCAUCUCCAGCUCCAUCAGCACACCUGGCAUGGACUACACCCGCAAGAGGAAGGGCAGCACUACUGAUUACCAAAUCGAUGGCUUCUCAUUUGAUGAGAUGGACCCAGACAAAGAUAAACUGGGAAGUGAUCAACAGGGCCGGAUUAAGAAUGCCAGAGAGGCUCACAGCCAGAUCGAAAAGCGCCGCAGGGACAAGAUGAACAGCUUCAUUGACGAGCUGGCGUCACUGGUACCCACCUGUAAUGCCAUGUCCCGCAAAUUAGACAAGCUGACGGUUCUGCGCAUGGCUGUCCAGCACAUGAAGACACUCAGAGGUGCAGCCAACCCAUACACAGAGGCCAACUACAAGCCUUCCUUCCUCUCAGACGAUGAACUGAAGCACUUAAUAUUAAGGGCUGCGGAUGGUUUCCUGUUUGUGGUCGGCUGUGACCGUGGAAAGAUCCUCUUUGUUUCCGAAUCAGUCUACAAAAUUCUCAACUACAGCCAGAAUGACCUGAUAGGUCAGAGCCUGUUUGACUACCUUCACCCCAAGGACAUUGCCAAGGUCAAAGAGCAGCUGUCCUCUUCAGACACGGCCCCACGAGAGAGGCUCAUUGACGCUAAAACUGGUCUUCCAGUGAAGACAGACAUCACCCCCGGUCCAUCUAGACUCUGUUCUGGAGCCAGACGGUCGUUUUUCUGCAGGAUGAAGUGUAACAGGCCCUCUGUCAAAGUAGAGGAUAAAGACUUUCCCUCCACCUGCUCUAAGAAAAAAGCCGACCGUAAGAGCUUCUGCACCAUCCACAGCACAGGCUACCUAAAGAGCUGGCCACCCACCAAGAUGGGUCUUGAUGAGGACAACGAGCCAGACAACGAGGGCUGUAACCUGAGCUGCCUGGUAGCCAUCGGCCGCCUGCACCCCCACAUCGUCCCCCAACCCAGCCUGGCAGACAUCAGGGUGAAGCCCACAGAAUACGUCUCCCGACACGCAAUCGACGGCAAGUUUGUCUUCGUCGACCAGAGAGCCACAGCCAUCCUAGCCUACCUGCCCCAGGAGCUGCUGGGAACCUCCUUCUAUGAGUAUUUCCACCAGGACGACAUUGGCCACCUGGCAGAGUGCCACAGACAAGUGCUGCAGAUGAGAGAGAAGAUUAACACCAACUGUUACAAAUUCAAGAUCAAAGACGGCUCCUUCAUCACGCUGAGGAGCCGAUGGUUCAGCUUCAUGAACCCCUGGACCAAGGAGGUGGAGUACAUCGUCUCCACUAACACUGUUGUGUCGUGUCCUAUGAUGGAGGGAUCAGACUACCCUCAAUCUGCUGCCUCACCACAGAGUAUGGACAGUGUUCUCACCUCAGAGGGUGGAGGAAGGCGGGCGCUGCAGACGGUUCCUGGCAUCCCCGGUGGCACGAGAGCAGGAGCCGGCAAGAUUGGACGCAUGAUUGCAGAGGAAGUGAUGGAGAUCCAGAGGAUUCGAGGCUCCUCCCCCUCCAGCUGUGGCUCCAGCCCUCUGAACAUCACCAGCACCCCUCCACCUGACACCUGCUCCCCAGGGGGCAAGAAGAUCCAGAACGGAGGGACACCCGAGCUUCCGAGCACAGGGAUCAUUCCUGGACCUGAUUCUGUAGGCUACCCCUACUCCAACCAGUCCAUCAUGAGUGACAACUCCCACCUGAGUAUAGAUAUCAUGGACGAGCCCGGCUCCAGCAGCCCCAGCAACGACGAGGCGGCCAUGGCGGUCAUCAUGUCCCUGCUUGAGGCAGAUGCUGGCCUGGGUGGACCCGUCGACUUCAGCGACCUGCCCUGGCCUUUGUGAGGAAGCUGGAAGGGAAAGGGGGAGACUCCCUGUUAGCACCAGAGCCACUGAUGGAGAGAGUUGAGUCAGGUUGGAUUCUGGCUGUCAUGUUUCCUGCCGUCUGUACACAACUACACUGCAAAAAGUAUCCAUCUCAGCAAGUAAUAGUUUAAUAGAACAGGCUGUAGAUACUGAAGAUUUCUCCUAAAAGUACUACACAUGAGAAGAUUUUUUUUUUCAGUCUGGAUGGCUCUUACUGCUUUUCAGAUUUCACUCCGACUUCUUCAUUCAUCAUUCCCUGUAGGUGGACGAGAGAUGCUGGGAUUCUUCUAUAAAGAUCCUGCUGUUAGGAUGAUUCUUUUUGCAUUGUCAGUUGCCUGCAGACAAGGCGUUCCCAGACAUUGCCACGGUGAGACACCAUUACUCUAACAACAGCAGAGUAAAUAGGAUCUCCAGUUACAGGACUGCGGUGCUAACACGUCUACUGAAGGACUGAACUCUGUCUAACAGUGGCUCUGGGACCUGUCCUCACCAGGUCAGCAGCCAACGCCCAACCAACACAGGACUCCUGAGACAUUCACAGACGGUGGUUGAAGUUUGAUGUUGGGUGGGGAGUGUUGAUUUCUGCCUCCCGCCGCAGCCCUUUCAACAUCUCUAACUGUAAAUUCUCCUUGUAGGAUGCGGACGCUGGCUGUUUUAGCCAGCUGAUCUCCAACACAGGAGAUGAACACACAGCAGUCAUCCUCUGGAGAUUUGCUUGGAAUAUUCUUAGAGGUUCCUUAUUCCCAAGCCACAUGAUUCCACAAGCAGCUGUAUUUCAGUUCAUUUAAAUAACGACAAAAUCCUUUGUAAAAAAAACAAAACAAAAACAAAAAAUAAAGCCACCUAGCUGCUGUUUCCUUAACUAACACCAACAUAAGCAAAUUUUUCUACAAGCUACUCUGAAGCUCAUCCUCAUUCAAUUCUAUUUUCCCACAAGAGUACGGUGGAUUUUUCCUGAGUUUAAAAGUAAUGUUUUAAACACAAAGUGCUCCACCUUAAACUACCUGCAGUAUUUCUGUCAGAAGUAAGUUGUGAUGAUUCAUUAUACAGCUGUCCAAAAAUAAUACUCCUAAAGCGCUUGCUGCUGCAGCCAGUGAUUCAUAGAACUUGCUUAGUAGAGGUCUUCAGAUGUCCAAAAUUACGAGCCCCAUCGGAAGUGAACCAGCACAGCACCUAACAUGAUGUGCAUAAGUUAAUUUUACACACUGUGAUGACAUUCAGACCUUGUUUGAAUAUUCCAGGGUCAUUAGACCUGAUCUAAAAUGUGAUUCGACACAGACACGCCCAAGUAGAGACACUGGCAGCCGCAAAAUGAUGGUUAUAUAUAUAACAUGUUAUAUGGACUUAAACUUCCAUGUCUCUCGACCCACAGAGCUGUGAGUCAGAGUCCUGAUCUGACUCAGUCAACUGACUUUCCUGCACACAUUACUGGCAGGAAGAGAAUUUACUGUUGCGGCCAGUGUGCAUCACAUCACCUGACUUGCAGUUCCAGCUGCAGUCAGUACAUUGAAACCAACUCACAGCUCAGCACUGAUCUUGGGGGGUCGAGCUGUGUCCCAGUCCCAUACUACACACUAACUAUAAGAGGCUUCUCACUAUGUGUUGUGUUCACAUUGGACAAUAUGUCAGAUAAUGUACAUUUAAAACAGUCAGCAUAUUAAACCUCUUGAUUUCAGAGUGUGCUGUUGAUGCACACUAACCUCCCAUAAUUCAGUGCACAAAGAACUGGAGGAGCUGUUCACAGCCAAGAAAAAUUCAAAGCAGUUGUUUGGGUUGAAGCUCAAUUCUGAGAUUGUUCUCUCAAUAUUGUUCUAAUUAAUAAUAAAUACAGCAAGAUCUGAUCAACCCAUAUCAACCUUGUGUCACCUGCCACCUGUGUCCAGAUCAACCUCCACCUACUUACAGUCUAAACUCCGCCCAUUCUGAGUACAGAUAGUCACAGAUAAUUUAGUCAGUUAAACAGAUACAGAUAUAGACAGUGGUGUACUUACUCAUCCCCAGUAAUGGUGGAUGGUAAAGCAGCUCCAGCAACACUUCAGAAAAUAAAAGAACAUAUCUGAAGUUGCGGUAAAAUUAACUUCAACAUCUUAAUAAUUGUGUACUUGACUUCUUGCAUACUAAAAAACAAAAGCAGUAAAAUGAAUGCACAGUAUAUACUGUGUGUGGUUAACAUGUAGUAUGGGAUUGGGACACAGCCUGUUCUGUCCAGGGUUUACAAAGGAUCAGAACAUACUAAUGAUUGAUUUAUGGACUGCACAGCUCACACUCUGGCUGCCUAAAAAAAUAUAUACAUAUAUUGACAGUGAUUAUCAGCAGGAGAUUAUCAGUUUGUAUGUGUCACAUGCAGAUGUGUGUAUGUAAAUCUUUUUACACAGUACAACGGCUCAGUGCACAACACAGUUACACUGAACAUAAUUGCACCCAGUUCAGUCAUCAGAAAGCAUUUGGACCUGUGAAGACCUCUCAUUGUUCUCUAGAAUGUGUUUUACUGCACAUUGCAGCUGUGUUAAUGAUCCAGUGUGUAAGAUUUAGAGGGAUAUAUUGGCAGAUUGGCAAUUAUUGUGUUUUUGCUACCUUAUAAUGAGCUGUUUAUAUCCAAAUAUGGAGCGGAUCCUUGUCUACAGAGUCAGCCUUGUUACACCACCAUGUUCUACAGUAGCCCAGAACAGACAAACCAAUCACUGGCUCUAGACAGGGCCAUUUGCGUUUUUUGAUCGGCCUUUGAUCUCUCUGACACACUUGGCAAAUGAAUGAAGUUUCACUUGGUUGUAGUUUGUAGCCUCACCACUAGAUGGCACUUAAUCCUACACACUGGACCUUUAACAGUAAGCAGUCAGCAGGAGAAGAGUUAACAGCUGAAGUGAAGCUCUGACUACUUUUACAGCAAAGACUUUAAAGGUGGAGUCAGUGAUUCUGGGGAAAGAUUGUAAUGUUUGAACUCAACACUUACACAAACACACCCCUCCUGUCAGUGCUCCCUAAGAAGCUGCACUAAUAUCUCCGCUGUUAUCUAGGUUUCGUUACUAUCACGGUAUUGCUCUGUGUGUGGGUGAGGAUGUGACAGAGGGUAGCCAGCAUAGUGUUCCAUGGCCAGAGCCAGGGCUUUAUUUGAACAUUGGAUUUUUUUUUUUUUUUCCAGCGUGCACACAGAACAGACAGCUAGUGGACCGCAAGGAGAUAUUCACAGAAUUUGACAAAGUGUACUGGAUAAGAAUCGCUGACUGCACCUUUAACAGAGAAAUGAGGUGAGUAGAAUUUGGUUGAAGCAGCAGCUGAGUGUGCAGGUGUGUGUUCAUGGCUGUAACGGCACGCUCAACGUCUCUCUCAAAAGAGCAAUUCAACCGCAAACCAAGACAAUUCAAGUGCUCCUCGAUGAGGAGACGUUCUUCACUGCCAUUUUACUGAGGUCUGCUCCUCACACGUUAGCAGGCUCAUUAGCAUCAGCCUGCUAAUGGAAAAACCUGAUGGUCUGGGUCACAGGGUCUCCACCUACUCAUUCCCUCUACACCAAUACCCAUAUGAAGCACUUGUGAUGCAGAAAGACUGUCAGUCUGAGUCCAGACUGAUUCAGCGCAGGCCCACAGAAAUAAUUUCUUUGCCUUAGUGAUCGUAAUAUUUAAAAAUGGACCUGACACAUCCGUCAGUACCUGGGCUUCAGUUUAGUCAUAAACUGAAAACGAACAGCCCCCUCUGAUUUUUUUUUUAAAGGGGUUGGAAGAAAAAAUACCUCGGAGUAAAAUUCUGCGGACAGAUUUACAGUGUAUGGAUUUUUAAAAAAAAAAAAAAAAAAAUCCUGCAGUUACUCUUAAAUUUGGUCUGUUUAGCACUUAAUAACACACAGAUGUACUGUGGCUACAUGGAACUGUCAAUGCAAACUACUUUGUGAGCAGAGAGGGCUAUAAUGUAGACAGGGAGCGAGUAUAGAAACAGAUAAAUGUCCUAGAGACAGAGGCGACAGUAAAUCCCACAGAGUAGGACUUUGUAACAGGGAUAAAGCUAACCACAUCCUGCGACAGGUAACAGUCAGCAGGAAUGGCCGGGAGUGUCCAGAUGGAAUUCUUCAUUUCAGUGUCUGUUUUUCCUCCACGAUAAUGAAUAGCCUCAACACAACCUCUUCACCUCGCCAGCUCUCUGCUGCUCACAGAACAUUGUUGUCAGAGUUUAAGAAGAGGUGGACAUACUGAGAGAGGACUCCAAAGUCCGACUGCCUGCCUGUAUGGAAAGAAAAUUAAUUUUCCCUCGAUACAGUGUACCAUUCUGUAAAACUGAUUUCAACUAAUGUCGGUGUUCCAAGAACUCUCCCAAAUUAGUGCAUUUUACUGAAUAUAUUUAAAAUGUUGAUACAGGUUUGUGGAAAUAUAUAUAAAAAUAUAUAAUAUAUAUAUAUAUAUAUAUAUAUAUAUAUAUAUAUAUAUAUAUAUAUACAUAUAUAUCUUUAUUUUUAUAUGUAUUUCUGAAAUGCUCUUGAAAACAAUCGUGCAUGCAUUUGGAAACAAACAUAAGAUGUCCUGGAAUAUACUGAAAGUGCACUUUAAACAGAUUGUUAAUAGAUUUAAUUAAUAUAGUAAAGUGUCCAGCUUUUACAUAUUUGUAUGCAUUUUGCAAUGCAUUUUGAAUAUACGCACUGCAUUGUAUGGAUAAGUUUAUCCCCAGUUUGUGCAUCUUGUGUUAGGUUCUCAUGUGUUACGUUCAAGUCACAGAGCUGAGCAUUAGUUUUUCUGAAAGCCAAAUAACCAACCAUCUUUGAUGAACACAGGACAUCGUGUAACAACACUCAGCGGCAACAGUGGGAACUCAAGUCACAAAUUUGACUUGACUUUACAAAAUCAAAAAAGACUCGCAGCUCGACCUGGACUUUAACAACAAUGACUUUACUGGGACUUUAGCCUUUUGACUUGAAAAAACUUGAUACCUUUUGCCAAGCCCAAAGAUUAAAAUGUAUGUUAUUUAAAAGUGUGUCACAAUUCAACUCAUGUCCCUUCAUUUCCUGAAUCCAUUAACAUUAAUGUUAGUCGCAGCAAGUCAACACUUAAUUCUCCAGAUCCGAGUUGUUGGAACAAACUGGACAGCAUCCAAUCAGGCUGCAGGAGAGAACCUUGAAGAACUAACGUUAUGAUACUGAGCGCCAGUUGGAAAAAGUAAUUCCAAAGAUAAGUUUGUUUGCAUACAAAAACUAUCCAGUGGACUACAAAAAAAAGUAUGCAAAACAUGCAGGUCAGAAAUUACAGAUGAGAUACAAGAACUUCAAACAAACUACAAAUGUAAAGUGUAAAGUCAGAAAAACAACAAAAGAAGAUCUUCUGAUCUAACUAAUAGUCCUACUCAGUCUGUUUAGUCAUAGUCUGGUCCUUAUUCACAACCAUCUCUGUAUCUGAAUGUCUGCACUCUAUAUUUUGUACUGAAAUUUAUUUUGUUCAGUCACAAAACAACCCUAUACAUGAGAUUCAUGUCUUGUUAUCUGCAGGGACCGAUGAGCAGUAAGAAUCUGACAGCAGUUACAAAGAUUGUAAUCGUCGCUCGAACAUUUCCAUGAACAGUCUCAAGGGCAGUCUAUCAGCGGCUUGCACUCUCUGCUCUCGCAGACUUUAUGUGAUGAACUCGUCACAGUACAUAUGAGUGAAGUCAGUAAGGGCUCAGUCCACAAGUCCAGAGGGUGGACGUUCGGAUGCAGCCUAUGACUUUGGACUUGACCAUAGACCUGCCUGUCUUGACUCGGGAUUUGCCUGUCCUGACUUAGGACUUGACUGGGGACUUGAGUGCAAAGACUUUAGACUUACGUUGUGUUCACACCAAACAUGAUGUGCAUUUUCACGUUGCAUUACUCAUGCGAGUUUGAAUGGCAGAAUAUUUUUGGUUGACUUGCUCCAUUUGUGCGUGAAAUCGCUGAAUCGAUGACUGAACUUCUGCCGAUACAUCCUCAGUGUCAUUCAUCCACAGAGGAUCUCAAUGCUGAUUGGCUACUGCGGUGCAAAUUGGACGCUGAAGUUCAGAUAUUUCAACUCGCAAAUAAGCAUAUGACACAAGCUACUCGCUUCAUUCGUGCUGCUGAAUUUGCAUAUUUCGCAUCAUUUGCGUUGCGUCACCCAGCAGGAAUUCACAUUUAAUCGUGUCUUUACAUUGACUGUACAUGUAAUUCACUCACGUGAAUUGUUUUAUUGCCACCCAGUGUGAACACAUUACUAACCUGCAGAAUAUUGACUUGGCCCCACCUGUGCUCAAUACUGUAAUGAAGGUAUUUCCACUAUGUUAAGAAUAAUAACAAAAGCCGGGCAAACAUAAUUUCUUUCCAUAUGGGCAGAGAGAUUUGAAUCUCUGGUUUGAUAACAACCAUUUGCGGCUGAACAUCUGCCAGCCUUUUAAAAUGAGACUCUAUCUGAUUGGGGAUGCAAAAUGGUGCAAGUCAAAGAGCUGCAGCAGUUCCUGUGUGGCCGUCUGUGUAAACCCCUCCACUGGUGCUCACAGUUGGUUUGAAACAGGACUGUUGACAUUGAAAUAGCUGCUGAGCUCAGGCUCCGCCCCCCUCCUGUCCUCUUCCAAUCAGGCAGCAACUGGCGAGGUCCCCUCUGUAUCUGUUCUAGUGGUUUUCUGUUUCAAUGUUUUUACGCUACACACACUACAAUAAAGUGUUUCCCUUGUUGAUAUACCCCUCCCCACCUGACAAUAAUGUAUCAAAUCUUUAAAUAUUAUCAUGUUAAGAGUAUACUUUAUGCAAAUAUAUAUGAGUAUGUUGAGUGUAUUGUAUGUAUCAGCAGUGAAAUAUUUUUAAAAUAAAAUUAUUUGUUUCUGUCAUGAUGGAAUCACUCUGUCAUUACAUCAUGCAACUGUCUUUUCCCCUCCAUGAUUUUACUUCUUUUCCUGUCGUAG
This is a messenger RNA of Epinephelus fuscoguttatus (brown-marbled grouper), 9187 nucleotides long. RefSeq names its product aryl hydrocarbon receptor nuclear translocator-like 1a (gene bmal1a). Lineage: Eukaryota; Metazoa; Chordata; Actinopteri; Perciformes; Serranidae. Gene Ontology annotation, molecular function: RNA polymerase II cis-regulatory region sequence-specific DNA binding; protein dimerization activity; DNA-binding transcription factor activity, RNA polymerase II-specific. The record is from RefSeq and is a predicted model, not a curated record. Bases 386 to 2302 code for a protein of 638 amino acids. Gene Ontology annotation, cellular component: aryl hydrocarbon receptor complex; nucleus; transcription regulator complex. The transcript is spliced from 20 exons. Gene Ontology annotation, biological process: circadian rhythm; regulation of transcription by RNA polymerase II.